This is a messenger RNA of Raphanus sativus (radish), 1539 nucleotides long. RefSeq lists its product as uncharacterized. The coding region runs from base 1 to 1539 and encodes 512 amino acids. The transcript has 10 exons. Gene Ontology annotation, molecular function: DNA binding. Gene Ontology annotation, biological process: DNA replication; DNA recombination; DNA repair. NCBI's taxonomy places the organism in Eukaryota, Viridiplantae, Streptophyta, Magnoliopsida, Brassicales, Brassicaceae. Gene Ontology annotation, cellular component: nucleus. The record is from RefSeq and is a predicted model, not a curated record.
AUGUCUAACAACGCAAGUCUCACCCCCAUCAAAGACUUGAAACCAUUUAAGACUAAGUGGCGAUGUCAAGUAAAAUUGCUACAUUCGUGGAUGCAAAACACUGGUUUUGGUGGUGAGACUCUUCAAAUGGUUCUGACCGAUGACAGUGGUGAAAAGAUAAGUGCUACGUGCAAAAGGAAUAACGUUUUGAGCGUCCAGCGAAAGCUACCUCUAGGAAAAUGGCGUGUUCUCACAACGUUUAGCGUCUCACAAGCGUCAGGCCAGUAUCGGCCAACAACCCAUCCAUACAAGAUGACAAUCAGUGACGAAACUGUGAUAACGAAUUCUGACAUCGUUCAGGAUAGCAUCUUCCUAUCUCUUGCUAGAUAUGCGGACAUCAUCGAUGGAACCUUAAAGACCCACUUGCUUAUUGAUGUUAUGGGGAAAAUUGUAAGCCUUCAACCAGUUCAAAUCGUCCAGGUGAAAGGACAGGACCGGAAGAAAGUUCAAUUUCGUUUGGUUGAUGAAAAUGGUAAGGACCUUGCAUGUUGUUUAUGGGGGAAAUAUGCAGAGCAAUUGGAGGCUUAUCUUGAACGUGAGGAACCACUGAUCUGUUUGAUCAGGUUUGCUAAAAUCAGUUUUUACAGAGGUGAGGUGCAAAUCACAAAUGCUUUUGAUGCAUCCAUUGUUUAUUUUGAUCCAACUAUGGAGGAAGCAUUACAGUUCAAAGAGAAGAUUGAGCAAGACGAGCUUCCUCUUGCUGUUAUUGAGAAUAAAGCUGGUAAGAGGGAAAUCGUUUUGAAAGAAGAUGACUGGAACGACCUUGAGAUCAAGACCAUUUCGGAACUCUUUGUUUCAAAUCAGGUGGAGAACUGCAAAAUAAUUUGUUCAAUUGAAGCUGUUGAUACUGAUUGGGCAUGGUUCUAUUUCGGGCACAAGGGUUGCAAACAUCGUGCUAUAAAAAUUGGUAACAAUGUUACUUCAAUUUCAAAACAUGAUGACAAACAACUUUGGUUCUGUGAGCACUGCAAAGUUAAAAUUACUGAAGUGAUACCUGUGUUCAAGCUCCAUUUGAUUGUUAGGGAUGACACAGAAACAUGCAAGUUGAUGUUGCUGAACACUGUUGCUAAUACAAUUGUUGGACAGGAAGCUGUCGAUCUGUGGGAUGGCUCCUAUGAUGAGAUUGAAGAUCCAGAACUCCUACCAGAAUCUAUCAGAGCUUUAGUAGGAAAAUCUUUUUGUUUUGGCAUAUCUGUUCGCUCUGACAAUGUGAGGGAUGGGGCAGAAACAUUUAAAGUUCUUGAGGUCUGGUCUGGAGAUCACAUUCUUAAAGUGGAAUCUCAAUCCGAGCCAAACUCAAUGAUUGGUACAUCAUCUUCUACCAUGUCUACUGGUGAUGUGCUCAUGCUGGAAGGAAACAGCCAUAAUGAUUCAGAAGAAUGCAAAACACCUUUUGGAAAACGCAGAGAUGACGAUGCUGAUCUACAAGACAAAACUUCCACUUCUAAAAAGUUGCGCACCUCCAUCAAAGUGGAAAAGGAAAAGGAAAAGGAAGAGUAA